AUGGCAUCCACUACUAUCCUCACUGCUAUCCUCAUUCUCACCUGGUUUAUCCUUGCCGUCCUCAUCCUACUCUUCACCCUUGCCUUCUUCUACUUCAGGGAAACCUACAAAGUAGAAGUCAUCCUCACUCACCAACCCACAACCCCCAUCAUCUACUCAUCCCCACUCCCUUUACUGACUUAUUUAGUGGUGAACCAAAUCUCCCCCAUCACUGCCGUCACCCUUGCUGUCAUCAAUGACCAUCCCAACCUCCUCCUCCUCACCCUUCUAGGGUUCUUCCUCCUCCUCAGCCUCCUAUCCACCCUCGCCCUCGCCCUCAUCAUCCCCCUCCUCCUUCGUCUCACAAUCCGGCACCUAGAACGCGAACACCAGUGGGCAUUCAACAUUGCCACCACUGCACAGUGCCCCCUCCCCCAUACCACCACCAACCUCCCUGUCAUUGCUACCAACCGUAACGGCAACAACCUGACACAGGUGUACUUUGAGUACAUCAGGGAGCAUCAAGAUUAG
This is a messenger RNA of Fibroporia radiculosa, 510 nucleotides long. RefSeq lists its product as uncharacterized. The transcript has 2 exons. Lineage: Eukaryota; Fungi; Basidiomycota; Agaricomycetes; Polyporales; Fibroporiaceae. Bases 1 to 510 code for a protein of 169 amino acids. The record is from RefSeq and is a predicted model, not a curated record.